Molecule: messenger RNA, 2672 nt
Organism: Ahaetulla prasina
Lineage: Eukaryota; Metazoa; Chordata; Lepidosauria; Squamata; Colubridae
Product: cytosolic phospholipase A2 epsilon-like
Exons: 21
Coding region: 81-2546 (821 amino acids)
Biological process (GO): glycerophospholipid catabolic process
Cellular component (GO): cytosol
Molecular function (GO): calcium ion binding; calcium-dependent phospholipid binding
Source: RefSeq, a predicted model, not a curated record
UAGGAGGCUGUCAGUUGUGGAUUCUAUCGCUGUUUCCCAUUCUCAGCUCCUGGAGUGAAUUAUAUGCAACUGAUACUACCAUGGGAGCAAAUUCCAGUUCAUUUGCGGGCAUAGUCAACAAUCGAGAAGAACCAGAAAAGAGAGAAGAAACUCCAUACAGACUCCUCACAGUUAGAAUACUGAGAGCCAGAAAUAUACAGAAGGCAGACUUACUUACAGAAUCUGAUUGCUAUGUAUCUCUUUUACUACCAACUUCUUCAAGUGAAGUAGUUAAGACAGAAACUGUUCCCAAUUCAAAAAAUCCUGAGUGGAAUCAAGCUUUCACCUAUAGGAUCGACAGCCGUAUAAAGAACACUCUGCACUUGAAGCUCUGUGAUGAAGAUAAAUAUACCAAAGAUGAUCAUCUUUACACAGUUCUAUUUGAUGUUGGAAAACUCCGUACAGGACAAAUGACUCGUGUGAGCUUCAAACUAAAUCCAGAAACGGAAGAAGAGCUGGAUGUUGAAUUCAAAUUGCAAAGCAUCCCAGAUCAUCCUGAAAACAUCAUUACAAAUGGAGUAUUGGUGUCACGCGAAGUUUCACGUCUGGAAGUCAGAGUGGAUAUUGAGAAACUGAAGCAACAAUUCACAAAAGGUGAUUUAAUCCUAACAGUCAAGGGUUCUUUUGAAGAAACACAGAAGAUUUCAUUGGGUCCUGAUUCCAGUCAGAGUAGUAGUAACAUCAUUCAGUUUCACUGUAUCAAAAAUCAUCAGUCAAAUCUGGAGAUCACACUACCUACAAAAAUAUAUUGGUCAAAGCUGGCUUUGUUUGAAGGAAACUCAAGUUGUACUUCUACUGUGAUUCUGCCUUUGACUGAACUUCCUUUACAAGAGAAAAUAAUGCUAGGAGAGAAUGAAUCUUUUGAGCUAUAUGUGAAGACAAAAGAGUGGCCUAAAGAACUAGAUGAGCGCUUAGGGUAUGAUUUGUGUGCAGAAGAACAAGAUUUCCUAAGGAAGAGAAAGAAAUAUGUUGCUGCUGCCCUCAGGAAAACUCUUCAGCUACAAAAAGAACUGAAAGAUGAUGAGGUACCAGUAAUUGCAGUAAUGACAACUGGUGGUGGAACCAGAUCCUUUACAGCAAUGUAUGGAAGCCUUCUGGGUUUGCAGAAACUGAAUCUAUUAGACUGUAUUACAUACCUUACAGGUUUAUCUGGCACAACAUGGACCAUGUGUAAAUUAUAUGAAGAUCCUGACUGGUCACAGAAGUACCUGGAAGAAGCCAUUAACGAAGCCCGAAGACAAGUGACCAAAUCUAAAUUUAGCUGUUUUUCUAUUGAUAAACUGAAGUAUUAUUAUAAUGAGCUUAGUCAAAAAAUCAAAGAAGGACACAGCACUUCCUUUAUAGACCUCUGGGGCCUCAUCAUUGAGUCCAUGUUUCAUGAUGAGAAAGACAAUCACACCCUUUCUGAUCAGCGCAUGGCUGUGAAUGAAGGUCAGAACCCUCUCCCUAUUUAUUUGACAGUCAACCUAAAAGAUAACUACAGUGCUCAAGAUUUUAAAGAAUGGCUAGAAUUCACUCCUUAUGAGGUGGGAAGUAUGAAAUAUGGUGCCUAUAUUCGUUCAGAAGAUUUUGGAAAUGAAUUUUUCAUGGGACGACUCAUGAAGAAGUUCCCAGAAAUUCGGAUCUGCUUCAUGCUAGGUAUGUGGAGCAGCAUCUUUUCUUUGGAUUUAAUCUAUUUCUGGAAUAUAGCUAACGACUCAGAAGAAUUCUGGUAUAAGUGGACAAGAGACAGAAUACACGACAUUGAUGAUUCUCUUCUACCUUCAAAGCCACAUGAGCUGGACACUCAACUACUCACUUACCAAAGUCAGCUUUCCUCUACUAUCCGAAGUGUCUUAACUGGACGCCCAACACUAGCAGAAUAUCCUAAUUUCCUGAGGGGCUUUCAGUUUCAUGAUGAAUACUUGAAGAAUGUCCAUUUUUCUUCGUGGAAAGAUACUGUGCUGGACUCUCAACCUAACCUGCUGAUGGAAACAGCAAACCAACCUUUGUCUCUGGUGGAUACUGGGUUUUUCAUCAAUACAAGCUACCCACCUCUUUUAAAACCAGAAAGAAAAGUGGAUGUUAUACUACAUUUAAAUUAUAGUGGAGGAGCACAGACCUUUAAUCUGGACCAGUUUUCAAAAUAUGCCUCUGAGCUGGGACUCCCAUUCCCCAAGACAGAGAUCAGUGAGGAAGACAAAAACAACCUGAAAGAGUGUUAUGUUUUUGAAGACACAGAAAAUGCAGCUGCUCCUUUGGUGCUAUUUUUCCCCCUGACUAAUGACACUUUCAAAGCAUUUGAAGCACCUGGUGUGGAACGUUUGUCUACUAAUAUGGAAGAGGGCAAUGUGGAUGUCACCAGCUUCUUUUCCCCAUUUGGUACAAGAGAGGUGAGCUUCUCAGAGGACAAUUUUGACAAACUGGUGAAAUUAACAGAAUACAACAUCCUCAACAAUGAAAACAAGAUCAUUGAAGCCUUUCAUGCCGCAGUGCAGAGGAAAAAAUAUCAGAAGAACCGGAAGUAAUAGAUAUCAGUAAUACAAGCUGUGGUGCUAAACACAGUUCCAUGAUAUUAACCCCUAUUAAUUUAGGAGUAAAUAUAGUGUCUAAUAUAUGUUAAUAUGUUAAUGGUUGUAACUGGUAGCCUUCUA